ACAUGCGCUUCACUUUUUUUUGGACAUGGGCCGGUAGUUAUAGGCCCAUGUGCAGUUAAAGAUGUGACAUCUAUAAAACGACAACUCUCAAACUAAGUUGGUUUAUUACCUUUUCCCGUUAAAAAAAAAGAUUUAUUUCUUAUACUUUAAAAAAAAUAAAAUAAAUAUCAUGACCAGACUCGUCGUCUUGAUUUCUCUGUGGGUGACCGCAGUGGUCAGUGUUCCGGAUCCGACCAAGAUCUGCAUGCCAGACACCAUCCAGUUUAACUCCAUCAAUGUAACCUCAGAGGUAAGUGGACUGUGGUUAUGUCGGUCGGAGACUACUAGAGACAACUGUUUGUUGUUUUUAUGGUAGUUUUGUGUUUGCUUGUUUGUUUGUUAGUUUUUGUUUGUUUGUUUGCUUGCUUAUUGGUUUGUUAGCUUGUUUGCUUCGUGUUUUUGUGUGUGUGUGUGUGAGGAAUUUUGAAUUUACCUGUUAUGAUGAUUUCAUUUUUAAAGUUAAAAUUUAAAACACACAGCCUGGCAUUAAAAUAGACUUUCUAUAAUUAAACUUGGUGAUUUUAUCAUUGACGUCUUCUAGAUAUUCUCCAUUGUGGCAUUUGACUUCCCACGCAAGCUGUUCGGCUCCAUCACAGGCAAUACGAGUGUUGUUGAAGACUUAUCAACAGUAAGUCUGAUGUAGCCCAUCACAAAAUUGUUUUGUACUGACCGGUGACUAUUUGUGGUAGAUAAUUUUCCUGAACAUCCUUAUGUUCUAUAAGCAGCGUACCAAUAACUAAAACAUCUACAUGUAUUAUAUAAAUAUCAGUGUCUUUUGUUUACAUACUACAAUUUUACAUGUACAUGUAUAAAUUAUGUCUAUCUAAAUAGUACAACAAACAACCAAUGUGUCAGUGAGUUGAAAUGUAUUCGCAUUGUAUAUUGCAUUCAAAUUCAUUUGGUAGGCAGUUAAGUUUUCUUUUCUGUUGCAGCUAAAGCAGUACGCGACCGAUGCGACGGGGAAAUGUGUGUCCUCACCAUUAGGUCCCACUCAAAUAUUCCGUAUCGGCCAGCAGUGUUUGCCAGGUUGGUUACUUCUAAACCAUACUACGAUUCGUGCAAUACAAUUAUCGACACAAACCUCUGAAAAUCAGUUUUAGAUGAUGUCCCUUCAUUAGCAGGACACUCCUGACGCCAAAAUUCCGAAACACGUGAUCGUAAUCUUUCCUCUUCUAAUUCUUACAAUUUUAUUGCAUAAGUUUUAAAAAAAAGUGAAAAUAUUGACCAAUCAAUGUAGUCCAAAUAUUGACCAAUCAAUGUAGUCCAACUAUUGACCAAUCAAUGUAGUCCAAGUAUUUAAAAACAAAUGCUCACAUUUUUAUGUUCACAGCUUCAGCUGUUUUUCUUGGUGACAUCUACAUCGGAUUUGGAACAAACAGAAUACACGCGGUCGGCUUUGAACUCUCACUAGGGGGCACAACCAUCAGAUACGCUCUGAGCGAUCAAGAAAAUCAACCCAGCUAUCCCAUUCUAGUGGGUUACCGCACAGGUAGGUUGAAAAUCUAGGUAUCCCAUCUUAGUGAGAUACCGCACAGGUAGGUUGAAAAUCUAGGUAUCCCAUCUUAGUGAGCUACCGCACAGGUAGGUUGAAAAUCUAGGUAUCCCAUCUUAGUGAGCUACCGCACAGGUAGGUUGAAAAUCUAGGUAUCCCAUCUUAGUGAGCUACCGCACAGGUAGGUUGAAAAUCUAGGUAUCCCAUCUUAGUGAGCUACCGCACAGGUAGGUUGAAAAUCUAGGUAUCCCAUCUUAGUGAGCUACCGCACAGGUAGGUUGAAAAUCUAGGUAUCCCAUCUUAGUGAGCUACCGCACAGGUAGGUUGAAAAUCUAGGCAUCCCAUCCUAGUGAGCUACCGCACAGGUAGGUUGAAAAUCUAGGUAUCCCAUCUUAGUGAGCUACCGCACAGGUAGGUUGAAAAUCUAGGUAUCCCAUCUUAGUGAGCUACCGCACAGGUAAGUUGAAAAUCUAGGCAUCCCAUCCUAGUGAGCUACCGCACAUGUAGGUUGAAAAUCUAGGUAUCCCAUCUUAGUGAGCUACCGCACAGGUAGGUUGAAAAUCUAGGUAUCCCAUCUUAGUGAGCUACCGCACAGGUAGGUUGACAAGGGUUUUUAUUCGGAUUUUUCUUAAAGCCAGCUCUACCAAUUGGUCAUUGUUUUGUUUUUUUUUGUUUUUAAACUAUUUGAUUUGACAUUUGACUGCUCAGAUAAGACCUUCACCACAACUUUCCAAAGUGAGCCUAGUCUCGUCAUCACACAAACCGAUAUCUUCACCAUCCCGGACCCGUGCCCGCCAGCAUCCGUCGUAGGAUAACUCAAGUUGUUUCAUAGGAUAACUCAAGCUGUUUCAUAGGAUAACUCAAGCUGUUUCAUAGGAUAACUCAAGCUGUUUCAGGAUAACUCAAGCCGUUUUAUAGAAUAACUCAAGCUUUUUCAUAGGAUAACGCAGGCUGUUUAUAGGAUAACUUAAGCUGUUUUUUAGGAUAACUCAAGCUGUUUCAUAGGAUAACUCAAGCUGUUUUAUAGAAUAACUCAAGCUGUUUCAUAGGAUAACGCGAGCUGUUUCAUAGGAUAACUCAAGCUGUUUCAUAGAAUAAUGCAAGCUAUUUCAUAGGAUAACUCAGGCUGUCUUUUAGGAUAACUCAAGGUGUUUUAUAGAACAACUCUUGCAGUUUCAUAGGAUAAUAUAUAAAUACACCUUGAUUUUUGAUUAUCCAUUAAUUUUAAGUCACUGUAUUACGUAUCAUUUAUCUCACCGUUUUUCUUGUAAUAUAUAAACCCUUUAAUAAAUGCUUUGAUAAAACCUCAAAUAUUUUUGUGUCAAUGCCUUAUCUAUAGAUCAAGUUUAGGGGGUUCCAAGAAAAG
Lymnaea stagnalis (great pond snail) is the source of this 2897-nucleotide messenger RNA. NCBI's taxonomy places the organism in Eukaryota, Metazoa, Mollusca, Gastropoda, Lymnaeidae. The record is from the annotation of a GenBank genome assembly.